Messenger RNA from Neopelma chrysocephalum (saffron-crested tyrant-manakin), 772 nucleotides. RefSeq names its product mas-related G-protein coupled receptor member H-like. The annotation marks the transcript as partial. The transcript has a single exon. Gene Ontology annotation, cellular component: membrane. The record is from RefSeq and is a predicted model, not a curated record. Lineage: Eukaryota; Metazoa; Chordata; Aves; Passeriformes; Pipridae. Gene Ontology annotation, biological process: G protein-coupled receptor signaling pathway. Gene Ontology annotation, molecular function: G protein-coupled receptor activity.
AUCAGCAUCGAGAGGUGUGCAUCCAUCCUCUGCCCGCUCUGGUACCGCUGCCACCGCCCCCAGCACCUGUCAGGGGUGGUGUGUGCCCUGCUCUGGGUCCUCUCUGUCGCUGUCAUUGCCACAGUGACUUCCCUGUGCCUCUUGGAUGAGCACCAGCCCUGCCAGGUGUCUCUCAUCUCCACGUACAUCCUCAACCUCCUCCUCUUUGCUCUGCCCAUGGUCAUUUCCAGCGCAGUCCUCUUCAUUAAGGUCAAAUGUGGCUCCCAGCAGCAGCAACCCAGGAGGCUCCACAUCGUUAUCUUCCUCACUGUCAUCUUCUUCCUCAUCUUCGCUCUUCCCCUCAGCCUCUUGCAUUUCCUGCAGCAGCUCAGCUACUCCUUCGUGUCCUCCCAGGUUGUUUUCCUGCUCGCCUGCAUCCACAGCAGCAUCAAACCCCUCACUUACUUCUUGGUGGGGAGCUGCUGGAGGUGCUGCUCCCUGGUGUCCCUCCAGGUCUCCUUCCAGAGGGUCUUCGAGGAGAUGGAAGAGAACACUGCCUGCAGCAAUGGUGCCACCAUGGACACGAUGGUCCUAGACUGUUGAAGGACCUCGGGACAGUGGCUGAGGGUUUCCCUGAGUCACCAGAUUAAUAAAUAUCCACAAUAUUUCCUCCAGUGUCACCGUCCUGCAGUGUAAUCCCACUAAUCCCGCCGGAGAGGGGAGCAGGCGCAUUGCCAAGGGCAGUGUGGGAGGAAUGCUCUGCAGGGAGCAUGUUGGAGCACAGCUUUCUCCU